Messenger RNA from Misgurnus anguillicaudatus (oriental weatherfish), 1777 nucleotides. RefSeq names its product UDP-glucuronosyltransferase 2A2. Gene Ontology annotation, molecular function: UDP-glycosyltransferase activity. Lineage: Eukaryota; Metazoa; Chordata; Actinopteri; Cypriniformes; Cobitidae. The record is from RefSeq and is a predicted model, not a curated record.
ACACACACACACACACACACAAAGCGGUACAGGGUGUACAUUUCCAUGAGUUACGCAAUGCAAUCUGGACUUGGGACCACACAGAAUUUUCUUUAUAGCAGCAGCGAGAGGAGCUUCAUGCUAAAGAAACAAGGAAGCCAUGAAUCUUCAAGGAUCUUCUCAUUGUCUCCUUGCCAUACUCAUCAUCACCCUCGCUUCAUCUGCUCUAGCUGGUAAGAUCCUUGUUUUUCCCGUGGAUGGCAGCCACUGGAUAAAUAUGAAACUGCUGAUCGAGGAUCUGCAUCACGGGGGUCAUGAGGUGACCGUGGUGAGGACAACCAGCAGCUGGUACGUCGACAAGGACUCGCCCCACUACAGAUCCAUAACCGUGACACUACCGGAAGCCAUCAACAUUGAGGACCAAGAUUUCUUUGUCUCGUUCCUGAACAAAAUGCUCAAGAUACAGAAAGCAAAAGGAACCCCGUUCGCCCUAAUGCAGUUCUACUGGGAGAUGUUGACGGGGCUCUCCAAACUACAUAAACAGGCAAGUCAGCUGGUGGUGGAGAUGUUUGAGAACCCGGUACUUAUGCAACAGCUUUACGAAGCACGUUACGAUGUAGCUCUUAUUGAUCCGGGCCUACCUGCGGGUGUGCUGGUGGCUCAUAAACUCGGAUUACCCACGGUGUUCAACGUGAGAUGGAUCACCAGCGGAGAAGCGCACUUUUUUGUGGCACCCUCGCCACCUUCAUACGUCCCAGCGGCUGGCAGCUCGCUCCCCAACCACAUGUCCUUCAUCGAGAGGGUCCAGAACAUGCUCUAUUAUGGACUGAACAAAUUCAUAGAUGGAUUCAUCGUAAGCCCGGUUUAUGAAGAAUUAGCAGCACGUUACUUUGACCCCGAAACCAGUUUUCAGGCCCUGCUGCACAGGACAGACAUCUGGCUCAUCCGAUCGGAUUUUGUCUUUGAGUUCCCGCGCCCGACCAUGCCCAACAUCGUGCACAUUGGAGGCUUCCAAUGCAAACCAUCCAAGCCUCUUCCGGCAGACCUAGAGGAGUUUGUGGAAGGGUCGGAAGAACACGGAGUGAUUGUGAUGUCACUAGGGACGCUUGUAAAAGGUCUACCUACUGAAAUAACUUCUGAGAUCGCUGCCGGGUUUGCUCGGCUUCCUCAGCGAGUGAUUUGGAGAUACCUGGGAGAGCGUCCUGAUAAUUUGGGGAACAAUACUUUGCUGGUCAAGUGGUUGCCUCAGAACGACCUGCUGGGUCACCCAAAAACACGGGCAUUUGUGGCUCACGGUGGAACCAACGGGGUUUAUGAAUCUUUAUUUCACGGCGUUCCCGUUGUGGGCCUUCCACUUCUGUUCGAUCAGUUUGAGAAUUUAUUGCGUCUUGAGGUACGAGGGGCAGCUAAAGUUCUUGAUGUCACCAAACUAGACAGCCAGAGUUUUUAUACGGCGGUGCAGGACGUGUUGCAUCGUCCGUCGUACAAGGACAACAUGAAGCGACUGUCUAGGAUACACCUCGACAAGCCUAUGCAUCCUCGAGACAGCGCCAUUUAUUGGAUAGAGUUUGUGAUGCGACACAAAGGGGCGGCACAUUUACGGACAGAGUCUUAUAAGAUGCCGUGGUACUCGUACUACUCCGUUGACGUAGUGGGGUUUUUGCUGCUUGUGGUGAUGGCAGUAGGGGGCGCUGUAAUCUUCACAAUACGCUUUCUGUGCCUCAGACUGUGUAGGACACAAAAAUCAAAACUUGAGUAAUGUAUGGAUCAGUGACAAAUAAACCUGGCUAUGUUUGUA